UCUGAUGCAGUUGCUGUACCAGCACAGAAGGUAGGGGGCGACAAUCUAGCUACGUAUCCUGUUCCCAAUAUUCAAGCCUUGACAUUGCGAAGAUGGGCGCUGUUAUGGUCUAGUCCAGAUUACAUAGCACAAACAACUGCGGGUUUCAGAGCUCUGUUAUGACAACAGUUCCACUUCGUUCAGGUGGAGGCAGGAGGUGUGAGUAGAGUGCAGUAGACAUCAGCAGCAUGUAUUCUGAGUGGCGCUCGCUGCAGUUGGUGGUGCAGAGUGACCAGGGCCACCUCAGUGUUCUGCACACCUAUCCCACUAGCGUGGGCACGGAGGUGGCAAAUGCUGUAGUCAAGCCUUUGGGCACAGCUGUAAGCCCUGUCGCCACUGAGAACAUCCUCAAGACAGACAAGGAGGUGAAAUGGACCAUGGAGGUGCUGUGUUAUGGCCUCACCCUCCCCCUUGAGGGGGACACUGUCAAGCUGUGUGUGGAUGUGUACACAGACUGGAUGAUGGCCCUGGUGUCACCCAGGGACUCAAUGCCUCAGCCUGUGGUCAAGGAACCCAAUAUGUACGUCCAGACCAUCCUCAAACAUCUGUACAACGUCUUUGUACCAAGGCCUGACCACCACAGUCUGAACCACAUCAGGCUUUGCCAGCAGGUUCUGACUGCAGUCCAGAAAUUGGCACGAGAGUCUGUUUCCAUGGUGAGGGAAACCUGGGAGGUGCUGUUGCUCUUUCUUCUUCGCAUCAAUGACACAUUACUUGCUGCGCCCACAGUUGGAGUUGGGGUGGCAGAGAAACUUGCAGAGAAGUUAAUGGCAGUGCUGUUUGAGGUUUGGCUACUGGCAUGUGCCCGCUGCUUUCCCACGCCACCAUAUUGGAAAACAGCAAGGGAGAUGCUGGCUAACUGGAGACACCACCCUCCUGUUGUAGAGCAGUGGAGCAGAGUGGCCUGUGCCCUGACCUCCAGGCUCUUGCGUUUUACCCACGGACCGUCUUUCCCACCUUUUAAAGUUCCUGAUGAAGAUGCCAGCCUGAUUCCUUUAGAGAUGGACAAUGACUGUGUGGCACAGACGUGGUACCGCUUUCUCCACAUGCUUAGCAACCCAGUUGACCUGAGCAACCCUGCAAUAGUGAGCACCACUCCGAAGUUUCAGGAACAGUUUCUUAACUCCAGCACUAUCCCUCAUGAGGUGGUGCUGCAUCCAUGUUUGAAACAGCUACCCCAAAUCUUCUUCAGGGCCAUGCGGGGCAUCAGCUGCUUAGUGGAUGCCUUCUUAGGUGUCUCUGUUGAAAAGAGAGAUGUACGGGAGAAGGUGGUCUCUUUUUGUCAAGUGCGGCCCUCUCAUGGUAUUUCACGUCCCAGAGCUGACAGUGCCCCGCCCACCCCAGUCAACAGAAUGAGCAUGUCUCCACCCCCCUCCAUCACCAACACCACCCCCCCUCACAGCCGCAAGCAACGGCAUACAGUGGUCACCAAAACAACAAGCAAGAGUUCAACUAGCAGUGGUAUUCAACCAACCAAAGCAUCCCAGCAGCAACAGCAGCAGCAACAAACUUCAUCCUCCCCGACCCUGCUUUCCAGCCCCAACCAGAGCAGUUGGGAGACUCGGCCCUUGCCGGCCCCAGCGCGGCCAAAGGUCAACAGCAUCCUCAAUCUAUUCGGCCAGUGGCUGUUCGACGCUGCACUGGUCCAUUGUAAGCUCCACAGCGGCCUCAGCCGAGACCCCAGCAUGACCGCAAUAGCCACUCAAGUAGGUCUGGAGCUAAGGAGGAAGGGAUCCCAAAUGUCCACUGACUCCAUGGUGUCCAACCCCAUGUUUGACGCCAACGAGUUCCCAGAGAGUUACGAGGCAGGACGAGCUGAGGCCUGCGGGACUCUCUGCCGCAUCUACUGUAGCAAGAAAACUGGAGAAGAUAUUUUGCCUGUAUACCUGUCCAGGUUCUACAUGGUCCUGAUUCAGGGUCUCCAGAUCUCUGAUUUUAUCUGCAGACCAGUUCUGGCUUCUAUCAUUCUCAACUCGUCCUCUCUCUUCUGUACUGACCUAAAGGGAAUCAAUGUGGUGGUGCCCUACUUCAUAGCUGCCCUGGAGACUAUUGUACCAGACAGGGAGCUGUCCAAAUUCAAGAUGUAUGUUAAUCCUACCGAUCUGAGGAGAGCCUCUAUAAACAUCCUGCUUGCCAUGCUGUCAUUGCCACAUCAUUUUGGCAACAUCAAAUCAGAGGUUCUAUUGGAAGGAAAGUUCAAUGAGGAGGAUGGGUGGCCUCAUGACCAGCCUGUGUCUUUCCUGUCCCUGAGGCUACGUCUUGUCAAUGUCCUCAUAGGAGCACUUCAGACUGAGACUGACACCACCAACACACAGCUCAUCCUGGGUGCAAUGCUAAAUAUUGUUCAAGACUCGGCACUGUUGGAGUCCAUAGGUGCACAGACUGAAACAGGGAGUGUUGAUGGGAGCCACAUGACUGUGAGAAGUCAAAGUCACAGCCGUACUAACAGUGGCAUUAGUUUCACCAGUGGGGGAAGCACGGAGGCCACCAGCCCAGACUCUGAGCGUCCUGCCCAGGCCCUGCUUCGAGACUACGCUCUUCCAGAUACGGCGGCAGGCCUGCUGGUGCGCAGCAUUCACCUGGUCACUCAGAGACUCAACUCCCAGUGGAGGCAAGACAUGAGCAUUUCACUGGCUGCCUUGGAGCUGCUGGCUGGGCUCGCCAAGGUAAAGGUAAAGGUGGGAGUGGACUCUUCAGACCGUAAACGUGCUGUCAGCUCUAUAUGUGGGUACAUCGUGUACCAGUGUAGCCGUCCUGCUCCUCUUCAGUCCCGAGACCUCCACUCCAUGAUUGUAGCUGCCUUCCAGUUUCUCUGUGUGUGGCUCACAGAACACCCUGACAUGCUGGAUGAGAAGGAUUGUUUGGUAGAGGUGUUGGAGAUUGUAGAGCUGGGAAUCUCUGGCAGCAAGUCCCGACAGGAACAGGAAGUCCGACACAAAGGGGAGAAGGAGCACAACCCAGCUUCAAUGAGGGUUAAGGACGCUGCUGAGGCAACUUUGUCCUGUAUCAUGCAGGUGUUGGGGGCCUUCCCUUCUCCCAGCGGGCCUGCCUCCACCUGCAGCCUGCUGAAUGAAGACACCCUGAUUCGGUUUGCCAGACUCGGUGCCACAGGAGCCAGCAACUUCCGCUACUUUGUCCUGGACAACUCAGUCAUCCUCGCCAUGCUGGAGCAACCUCUCGGCAAUGAGCAGAACCCUAGUCCAUCAGUGACCGUCUUGAUACGCGGGACGGCUGGCAGACAUGCCUGGACCAUGCAGCUUUUCCACCAGCCCAGAGGAGCUUGGGCCAAUCAGAGGCAGGUGUUUGUUCCAGAGGGCCGUCCAACACCCAACAAUGGGGUGGGUAUCAAGUACAACGUCAAGCAGAGGCCCUUCCCUGAAGAGGUGGAUAAGAUACCUCUUGUCAAAGCUGAUGUCAGUAUUCCUGACUUGGAUGACAUUGUCAGUAAAGAGGUGUGUUGUAUGGGCUGGCAGGAGGAUUCGAGAGCCACAAAUGCACUGAUGAGUAAUUUCCCCAACCUGGAACUUCAGCAUGACAAGCUUCGUAUUCUGAUGACCAAGCAGAUAGAGUAUGAGAACGCCUUGGAGCGGCACAGUGAGGAGCUCUGGAAGUCCAAGCUUUACCCUGAUCCACGGACCGACUGCAAACCCCCUCCACCCGCGCAGGAGUUCCAGACAGCACGCCUCUUCCUCUCCCACUUUGGCUUUCUGUCUCUGGAGGCGCUCAAGGAGCCCAACAACAGCCGUCUACCUCCUCAUCUGAUUGGCCUGGAGUCAUCCUUGCCAGGGUUUUUUGAUGACAUAAGCUACCUGGACCUGCUUCCCUGCCGACCAUUUGACACUGUCUUUAUUUUCUAUGUGAGGGCUGGACAGAAAAGCAGCCCUGAGAUCCUGAGGAAUGUGGAGUCAUCGUCCAGUGUCCAGCCCCACUUCUUGGAGUUCCUGAUGUCCUUGGGCUGGCCUGUGGACGUGGGACGCCACCCAGGGUGGACAGGACACCUGGAUACCAGCUGGACCCUCAACUCGUGCUCCGACAGCAAUGAUAUACAACAAACAGAGGACGCAGCUACUCCGGAGGACACAGGAGGUUCAGUGUUCAACGGGGAGAAGAAAGUUUUAUACUAUGCUGAUGCUCUAACAGAGAUUGCCUUUGUUGUUCCAUCUUUAACAGAAAAUUCUGAGGAGUCAUCAGUGCACAGUGACUCCACAGUGGAGGCUGACGCUAACACAGACGUCAUGCCUGGUUUACACAAACAACCCAAUCUCACACUGGAGCUGUUCCCCAACCAUUCUGAAAACUUGGAAUCUGCCAAAAAGCUAAGUCCUUUGGUAAAGACGAAGAGAUCAUCAACUGGAAAGUCUUUCCCAGCAUUGGGUCCUGAGACAAAGGUGUUUGUGGUCUGGGUGGAGCGCUUUGACGAUAUCGAGAACUUCCCAUUGUCUGAUCUCUUGGCGGAAACCAGCACGGGGUUGGAAGCUAGCAUGAGCAACAGCACUUCCUGCAGGUCAGGGUUACUAGAAAAGGACGUUCCUCUGAUCUUCAUACACCCUCUGAAGACGGGACUCUUCAGAAUCCGGCUGCAUGGAGCUGUGGGUAAAUUUGGCAUGGUGAAUCCCCUGGUGGACGGCAUGGUGGUCAGCCGCAGAGCUCUAGGGUUUCUUGUGCGCCAAACGGUCAUCAACGUGUGCCGAAGGAAGCGUCUGGAAAGUGACUUGUACAACCCGCCUCACGUGAGACGGAAGCAGAAAAUAACUGAGAUUGUCCAGCGUUACCGCAACAAGCAACUGGAGCCUGAGUUUUACACCUCGCUCUUCCACGAGGUGGGGGAGGGAAAGCUUCACCUCUAACACCCCCUACCCUGUCCUAACACUGACUCACAAGCGCGCACACACACACACACGCACACGCACACACACACACACACACACACACACACACACACAC
Messenger RNA from Etheostoma spectabile (orangethroat darter), 4983 nucleotides. RefSeq names its product Ral GTPase activating protein non-catalytic subunit beta (gene ralgapb). Gene Ontology annotation, biological process: activation of GTPase activity; regulation of small GTPase mediated signal transduction. Gene Ontology annotation, molecular function: GTPase activator activity. Bases 228 to 4886 code for a protein of 1552 amino acids. Lineage: Eukaryota; Metazoa; Chordata; Actinopteri; Perciformes; Percidae. The transcript has 32 exons. The record is from RefSeq and is a predicted model, not a curated record.